AUGUUUGCGUUGCUGUUCCUGUGCUUCCUUUUCAAAUUCCAGAAUGUCUCUGACUCGAAUGAUGAGUACGAGGAAAGCGUUUCCAGGAUGAAGAAUAACGAAUCAGGUGCAGAAAAUGACAGUGAUGUUAUUAUUAAUACGGGUUUUUUUAAUAAAAGUGAUAAUAACGAAGACGAUAGCGAUGAUGAUGAUGAUGUUGAUGAUGAUAAUUACUCGUCA
Gongylonema pulchrum is the source of this 219-nucleotide messenger RNA. The record is from the annotation of a GenBank genome assembly. NCBI's taxonomy places the organism in Eukaryota, Metazoa, Nematoda, Chromadorea, Rhabditida, Gongylonematidae.